AUCUAAGAACACACAACAAGCCUUCAAGCUACGUAAAUAUCUUCAAAAAAUGUGCGGGAUAAUAUGUGCCAAGUCAGGUUGAAUUCGCUUUAAAACUCGUUUCUCACGGGUUUUUGAUUGGGAACAAAGACAGAACUAGAAUGAUUACACAGUCUCAGCGUCACAUUUUCUGAAUAAUUCAGUCAAGAAGCUCCCAUCUUUUCUUAUAAUUAAUGUACAAUUUGUUCGAUCGUCGAGCCCGCGCUGAUACACGAAAGAAUGUCCCAGAUACAAUAUACGUACAUAGAGUCACACAGGGAGAGAAAGAGAGAAAAGUUGAUCCACUUUCCCUGAGGUUUUCGUUCCAGUUACCAUGACUCCCUAAAGCUAGAACCGACCAAACAAACUUAUUCUCCCCUCUUUUUCUCUCCUCCAUAUUGGAAUGAAAGAGGUGUUCGAGGAGCUCAAGUUCAGUUUUCCUCGUUGUCAUCGAGUUUCCUGCCGUUUCCAGACAAGAAGCAAAAGAUCCUCAAUUCGACAUUUCGGAUUCAGCAAAGAAAAAAGCCUUCAAGAUGGAACGUCGAUACGAGCCACCCAUGGAGGAUGAAAGGGAAGUUUUGGGCAAGGGCACCGUCUCAUUGUCCACAGCCACGGUGCCGCAACCGUUGUUAGGCUCCUAUUUGCCCGUGAAUCCCGUGCAACGCUACACCUUCAAGAAGUGGGCUCCAGACGAUUGGAACCGAAACAUUGAGACUAAACGGUUCCAAUCGAAUCGGGAUCGGGAUGCUUCACGCGUGCUUCGAAGUGAGGCCAAGGAGCUAAUUGCUAGUUCCACAACCAAGUCCAAUCGAACCCAGACUGAGGUGACUGAGAGGUUGGGGGAACGAGUUCAAAGCAUUAGCUAUUGGAAAUUUGAAUUGGAGCGAGGGAUUCAAGACAUGACAAGUGAAAUCGAUCUCAUGGUGGACGAGAUUCGCCGGGUGGAGAAUGCUAUCCAGGCCACGGAGUCGCCCAUGUUGAUUGCCAGGGACUGCUUGGCCAAUCGGCAGCGCCGCAUUGAUUCGGACCUGGUUCAGGACGAUGCUGAAAAGGCUCUUCUCAAGGAACUCGAGAUCAUAACCGAUGUACGAGACACCUUGAAGCGGACGUUGGAGAAUGCCAGGGAUCAGCAGUCCACCAAUCGCGAUUGCAAGCAUCAAUUGGAAAUGGAUUGGAGCGACAAGUUUUCCGCCAAUCACUUGGACUCGAAGAGUGUGAGUUUAAAAAACUCCCGAGGAAAUAUCGUUUACAAGGCGGGCUCCGCCAUCUACAAAGAAGUCGAAUCCCAUCCCGAGAACUGGUUGGAAUUCAGUCAGGCCAAUCUUCGUCGGAGCGAGCAGGAACGCGAGGCCUCGAUGAGAUUAAGAGGAUCCAUGGCCGCCACCCUGUCUCGGACCAGUCAGGACAUGCGAGAACAAGCCGAUCGAGUGGAAGGAGCUCUUAAUCGCAGGGUGGCAGAGACUGAAGAGGCCGCGCGGCAUUUGGAAACCGAACUCAAAGAGACUGUGGAGGAGAUAACUGGAUUAGAGGCCACUAUUGAUCAGUUAAAGGAAGCUCAUUGGGAGAAACAAAAGCCUUUGAAAGUUGCUCAAACACGCCUGUCCAAUCGGCAUCUUCGACCCAAUGUGGAGCUUUGUCGAGAUGAUCCAGCUCAUGGAUUGAUCGAGGAGGUUGAUGAGCUGGAAAAGGAUUUGCGCCGCCUUGAGCUCACCACUGAUCAUGCCGAGGAUCGCCUUCGAGACCUUCAGCAUACACGGCUCUCUCUGGAAAAAGAGCUCGACAUCAAAAGGAAUUCCCUUAUCAUUGAUCGGGAUAGAUGUCUCAAAGUGAGGGGCAUGUUCCCGUCCACUAAUUUGCUCAGCGGAUAUCGAAACACCACUGCUCUGUAAAGACAAUGAAUGAAUGGAAAUAAUAGUACGGGGACAAUAUUUGACUACGCACAAAAUCCACACAGUAAGAAGGUUUGGUUCGUGCACUCAUACUUCAACACCAUUGACAAAUUGUCGACCAUUUUUCAAGUCUAAUUAGUCCGAAUAUAUGUCAAAGCUUGUCUGUUUUCACCCUCUUUCAUCACCACUUUUUCAUGCUAUCACAUUUGGUGUCAACACAACUGUCUAAUAAAACCCCACCA
Messenger RNA from Tigriopus californicus, 2149 nucleotides. Its product is annotated as tektin-4-like. The record is from RefSeq and is a predicted model, not a curated record. Gene Ontology annotation, cellular component: nucleus; microtubule cytoskeleton. Lineage: Eukaryota; Metazoa; Arthropoda; Copepoda; Harpacticoida; Harpacticidae. Gene Ontology annotation, biological process: cilium movement involved in cell motility; cilium assembly. Bases 552 to 1907 code for a protein of 451 amino acids. The transcript has 8 exons.